CUGACGAUCAGGGUAUGAGGUGUGAGAACCAAUAAAGGACCAUGCUGUACAGUCUCUUCAUUUCUGCCACCUUGAUUACGAUUUUCGCGCCGCUCAGAGAAUCGUCUAAUUUUUAUACAGACGUACUGAGUAUGCUGAAAUUCAAGUUCGGCGAUUAUGUGGUCACCCCGGCAUCGGACAAGUAUGAGUCGGUAACACCGUACCACUGGAUGUUUGCCAUUUCCGACACGGAGGUGACGGGAGUCUUCGGGAGACCAUAUUUCAACUCUUACGCUCACAUCUAUAUAAUUCCCAAGGAAAGUAAUGUCGGUCACUGGAGAGCCAAACGAGUACCACGCAACCCGAAGCGACCCAACAUGAGCCUCAAAGGAGCCAUCCUUGCGAGACGUCUCAAUGGCCAAAAGGUUUAUUAUGAUCUACUUCGUUGCAACUGCAGACACUACGCAAGAUACUUCGCCUACGGGAGCGUGUUCGGGUCCAUCAAGAAAAUCUCAGGUUUGCCGAUCAACAAGAGUUGUCCUUUACACAGAGUGAUCGAUGAAGACACGGAUGUCAGGUCGGCGAACUUUACCUUGAAGGAUGGGUAUGGCGUUGAGCAUGACAUUUUAUUGCCUUACAAGACCAAUAUGGAGCCGAAUGUACGUGUCCCGCUAAGGGCUUAUCUUAACCCUAAGUUGACUAAGUUGGUGAUUAAAAAGUGGUGGCAAUAA
Molecule: messenger RNA, 710 nt
Organism: Bemisia tabaci
Lineage: Eukaryota; Metazoa; Arthropoda; Insecta; Hemiptera; Aleyrodidae
Source: RefSeq, a predicted model, not a curated record